AAGUUAAAUCCAAGCUCUUAUCCCUCUCUUCAUCUAUCUCUCACAGAGACUCCUCCGAUCCAGAGAAGAUGGGCACCCUCGAGAAGGAGAGAACGACAACAGGGUGGGCAGCAAGAGAUCCAUCAGGGAUUCUGUCGCCUUACACAUACACUCUAAGGAACACAGGUCCAGAAGACGUGUUCAUCAAGGUGAUAUGCUGUGGUAUCUGCCACAGUGAUCUCCACCAAAUCAAGAAUGACCUGGGCAUGUCCAACUACCCCAUGGUUCCUGGCCACGAGGUUGUUGGUGAAGUGAUGGAGGUUGGUUCCGAUGUGACCAAGUUCAAAGUAGGAGAUUGCGUUGGGGUAGGUUGCAUCGUCGGAUGUUGCAGGCAAUGCUCUCCCUGCAAAUCAAACAUCGAGCAAUACUGCAACAAGAAGAUCUGGUCCUACAACGAUGUAUACACGGACGGCAAACCCACUCAAGGAGGCUUUGCCGGUGCCAUGGUCACCGAUCAGAAGUUUGUGGUGAAGAUACCAGAAGGGAUGGCGGCAGAACAAGCGGCACCGCUUCUGUGUGCAGGGUUGACAGCUUAUAGUCCAUUGAGGCAUUUUGGGUACAAUCGGAGUGGAGUGAGAGGAGGAAUUCUGGGUCUCGGAGGGGUUGGGCAUAUGGGGGUGAUGAUAGCUAAGGCGAUGGGUCACCAUGUCACUGUGAUUAGCUCUUCUGAUAAGAAAAGAGAGGAGGCCAUGGAGCAUUUGGGAGCUGACGCUUACCUCGUUAGCUCUGAUACUGAGGGCAUGCAAGCGGCAACUGACAGCCUCGACUACAUCAUCGACACCGUUCCCGUCUUCCAUCCCCUGGAGCCUUACCUCUCUCUCUUGAAGGUCGACGGCAAGUUGAUCUUGACUGGUGUCAUUUCAACCCCUCUGCAAUUCGUUUCUCCCGUUUUAAUGCUGGGGAGGAAGUCGAUUACUGGGAGCUUUAUAGGAAGCAUGGAUGAGACAGCAGAGAUGCUAGCGUUUUGCGAGGAGAAGGGCUUGACAUCUAUGAUCGAAGUAGUGAAGAUGGAUUAUGUGAACAAAGCGUUGGAGAGGUUGGAGAAGAACGAUGUUAGAUACAGGUUCGUUGUGGAUGUGAUCGGCAGCAAGCUUAAUGAAUGAUUAAACUUAAUAAUCAUUCAUAAUUACAUAGAAAUCCUCUUAUAAUUCAAG
Messenger RNA from Telopea speciosissima, 1193 nucleotides. Its product is annotated as probable cinnamyl alcohol dehydrogenase. Lineage: Eukaryota; Viridiplantae; Streptophyta; Magnoliopsida; Proteales; Proteaceae. The record is from RefSeq and is a predicted model, not a curated record. The coding region runs from base 69 to 1142 and encodes 357 amino acids. Gene Ontology annotation, molecular function: cinnamyl-alcohol dehydrogenase activity; zinc ion binding. Gene Ontology annotation, biological process: lignin biosynthetic process. The transcript is spliced from 5 exons.